AGACUCUGAGCUUACUUUACCACAUUUCUAUGCAGCUUUGCCAUUCAUGGAGUUGAACUGCAAUGAUCACUGAGUCCCAUUCAAACCACCCUCACAAUUCUGCAACUUUUCUGGAUGAACCCUGUAUGUGAAUGAGGCUCUUCCACUUCUCACUCUGCUCCUGAACCCAUCAGUGACACAGUGUUAAUCAAAAGAUGGAGCGCCCCAGGCUUAACAUGAGGGUUCGUUGCUCUGGUUCAACUCCCUCAGAAGAAUCUGCUUUGGAUCUUGAGAGAAACUGUUGUGGUCAUUCUAAUCUGCCUUCACUCAGUCCGCCAUCGCUCCAGCCCUUUGUUUCAGCUGGACAGCAUUGUGAAAGCAAUGCUGCGUACUUCUCAUGGCCUAGUCGCUUGAAUGAUGCUGCUGAAGAGAGAGCAAACUACUUUUUAAAUCUACAAAAGGGGGUCUUACCUGAAACCCUUGGUCGUCCGCCUAAGGGGCAGCAGGCAACUACAUUACUUGAACUCAUGACAAUCAGGGCAUUUCAUAGCAAGAUACUUCGUUGUUACAGCCUGGGAACAGCAAUUGGUUUUCGCAUUCGGCUAGGUGUAUUAACAGAUAUUCCUGCCAUUCUAGUGUUUGUUUCCAGGAAAGUUAACAAGCAAUGGCUCAGCCCAAUACAGUGUCUGCCUACUGCUCUCGAGGGGCCUGGUGGAGUAUGGUGUGAUGUGGAUGUGGUGGAAUUUUCAUAUUUUGGUGCACCUGAACCAGUUCCAAAAGAACAACUGUAUACAGAGUUAGUGGAUGAUUUACGUGGUGGUGAUCCGUACAUUGGUUCAGGAUCUCAGGUGGCAAGCCAGGAGACAUACGGAACUUUGGGUGCCAUCGUGAGGAGCCAGACAGGUAGUCGACAAGUUGGUUUUCUCACGAAUCGUCACGUAGCAGUUGACCUAGAUUAUCCAAAUCAAAAGAUGUUCCAUCCUCUUCCACCCACGUUGGGACCUGGGGUUUAUCUUGGUGCAGUAGAGAGAGCUACUUCGUUUAUUACGGAUGAGGUUUGGUACGGCAUAUUUGCUGGAAUAAACCCAGAGACGUUUGUGAGAGCUGACGGUGCAUUCAUUCCUUUUGCUGACGACUUCGACAUGUCCUUUGUUACAACUUCAGUGAGAGGUGUUGGAGAUAUCGGUGACGUGAAAAUUAUUGACUUACAGUCUCCAAUUAGUAGCCUUAUUGGAAAACAAGUGGUGAAGGUUGGAAGAAGUUCUGGCUUGACGACGGGAAUUGUUUUGGCUUAUGGCCUAGAGUACAAUGAUGAGAAAGGUAUAUGCUUUCUAACUGAUUUCCUUGUUGUUGGUGAAAACCAACAAACUUUUGACCUUGAAGGAGACAGUGGAAGUCUCAUCAUGUUUAAAGGGGACAAUGGUGAGAAACCGCGGCCAAUCGGGAUCAUAUGGGGAGGAACUGCUAAUAGGGGUCGCCUUAAAUUAAAAAUCGGGCAACCUCCCGAGAAUUGGACUAGUGGGGUUGAUCUAGGACGUCUUCUCAAUCUACUUGAACUUGAUUUGAUAACAACAGAUGAAGGACUUGGAGUGGCGGUGCAAGAACAAAGAGCUGCCUCAGCUACAGUAAUUGGCUCUACUGUUGGCGAUUCCUCAACUCCUGAUGGCAUACUUCCGAAAGAUAAAGCUGAAGAAAAAUUUGAGCCACUUGGUCUUCAUGUUCAGUCUAUUCCCUUGGGAGUUGAACCUAGCAGCCAAGAGACAAAACCAUCAAGCAUGGAGACUGAAUUUAAAGUAGAAGAUGGAGUGAAGGUAGUUCCCAGCAUCGAACACCAGUUUAUUCCGAGUUUCAUUGGGCGGUCCCCGUUGCACAAGAACAGCAUCAAGGACAGAGCUGCAACAGAAAAUUUGUCUUCAUUGAGGAAUGGCUGUGAUGAAGAUUUAUGCGUUUCCCUGCAGCUGGGUGAUAAUGAAGCAAAGAGAAGGCGUUCCGAAGCAUCAACUAGUACUGAGGAACCUUGAUGAAUCAAGUUAUUUCCAUGAACUGGAAAAACUGACAUAUUAUAGAGUUGUUUAUCCCAGUGUUGUUUAUGACCAUUGUGAUACUGUAUUAUGCAGGCAAUGAUCUGAGUGGAACUCACAUUAUCUAUGAAGUUUUAGUGAAUUUGUGGUCUUGGAGAGCCAUUCAAUUUCUUCAAUGA
This is a messenger RNA of Lotus japonicus, 2179 nucleotides long. Its product is annotated as protein NARROW LEAF 1. Lineage: Eukaryota; Viridiplantae; Streptophyta; Magnoliopsida; Fabales; Fabaceae. The record is from RefSeq and is a predicted model, not a curated record. Bases 195 to 2000 code for a protein of 601 amino acids. The transcript is spliced from 6 exons.